Lactuca sativa (garden lettuce) is the source of this 1411-nucleotide messenger RNA. RefSeq names its product tubby-like F-box protein 3. Lineage: Eukaryota; Viridiplantae; Streptophyta; Magnoliopsida; Asterales; Asteraceae. The record is from RefSeq and is a predicted model, not a curated record.
UAUCCACUACUCUUUUGACAUCCCUUCCACACCGAACCCAAACCCUCUUCAAUUCCCCUUUGUAUAAUUGGCUUCACCAGCAAUCACCCACUCUCUUUUAUGAAUCUGGAUUGUGGCUUGAGAACCAGAUCCUGCCGUGUCAUUCAAGAGACUUCCAUGGCUGUUGCUGCUUUAGAACUCGAAGAUGACGCUGAAGAAAUUGAUGACGGUUUGAAACAGAGCUGUUGGGCUAACAUGCCUCAAGAGCUCUUGAGAGAGGUCUUGAUCAGGAUUGAAUCAUCCGAAAAUAAGUGGCCUUCCCGGAAGAAUGUUGUUGGUUGUGCUACUGUUUGUAGGAGUUGGAGAGAGAUCAUGAAGGAGAUCGUUAAGAGGCCUGAGAUUUCCGGGAUGUUGACUUUCCCAAUUUCUGUCAAGCAGCCUGGUCCUAGAGAAUCUCUCCUCCAAUGCUUUAUAAAACGGAAACGGUCAACUCAAACAUAUUUCCUUUUCCUUAGUUUGACUCAAGCACUUGCUGAUGAUGGAAAGUUUCUUCUUGCUGCUCGCAAGUUUAGACGCACCACAUGUACGGAUUACAUCAUCUCAUUACAUGCUGAUGACAUGUCAAAAGGGAGCAAUAGAUAUAUUGGAAAAUUAAGGUCAAACUUUUUGGGAACAAAGUUUAUUGUAUAUGAUGGUUUGCCACCUCAUGAUGGAGCUAAAAUGACAAAGAGUCGUUCCACAAGAUUUAUGGGGUCCACUCAGGUUUCCCCUAGAGUUCCUGCUGGAAGCUAUCCAGUAGCUCACAUCUCAUAUGAGUUGAACAUGUUGGGAUCCAGGGGUCCAAGAAGAAUGCAAUGCAUCAUGGAUCCAAUCCCAAGUUCUUCCAUUGAAGCUGGAGGUGUGGCCCCCACACAAACCGAAUUCCCUCUUUCCAGUGGUGAAUCUUUUCCUUCAAUUCCAUUCUUUCGUUCAAGAUCAAGCUGUGUGGAAAAAACCUUAUCCACCAGUCAAAAUCAAAGUCAAAGUCAAAGUCAAAGAGACGGACCUCUUGUUCUAAAAAACAAAUCUCCAAGAUGGCAUGAACAGCUUCAAUGUUGGUGCUUAAAUUUUCAAGGGCGUGUCACGGUUGCUUCAGUGAAAAACUUCCAGCUGGUAGCCACACCGCCAGCUGGACAAUCGGGCCCACAAUAUGAAAAAGUUAUUCUUCAAUUUGGGAAAGUAGGAAAAGAUGUUUUCACCAUGGAUUAUCGCUACCCAAUCUCUGCUUUUCAAGCAUUUGCCAUCUGUCUAAGCAGCUUUGACACCAAGAUUGCUUGUGAAUGAGAUAACACAGGAACAAAUUUGAUGAGAUUAAAAAAAAAAAAAAAUUCAUGUAUGAGAUGGAAAUAAAAGAGGUAUGGUAUGGUAUGGUUUCAUGGGGCAUGAAUGUGCA